Messenger RNA from Carassius carassius (crucian carp), 452 nucleotides. Its product is annotated as pyruvate dehydrogenase (acetyl-transferring) kinase isozyme 2, mitochondrial-like. Bases 44 to 379 code for a protein of 111 amino acids. Gene Ontology annotation, molecular function: pyruvate dehydrogenase (acetyl-transferring) kinase activity. The transcript is spliced from 3 exons. The record is from RefSeq and is a predicted model, not a curated record. NCBI's taxonomy places the organism in Eukaryota, Metazoa, Chordata, Actinopteri, Cypriniformes, Cyprinidae. Gene Ontology annotation, cellular component: mitochondrion. Gene Ontology annotation, biological process: regulation of glucose metabolic process; protein phosphorylation.
ACAACGUUUUUGUUUGGAGUUUCGGAUAUUUAGAUCUUCCAAGAUGAAGUUUGUAAGGUAUUUAAUGAGGAAUGCUGCUAUGCUAAAUGCGCCAAAGCAUAUUGAUUAUUACGCGAAAUUUUCUCCAUCGCCCUUGUCAAUGAAGCAGUUUCUGGAUUUCGGAUCCACAAAUGCGUGUGAGAAAACAUCCUUCGCUUUCCUCAGACAAGAGCUCCCCGUCAGACUAAGCAACAGUUUGAAGGAGAUCAAGAUUUUACCUGACCAACUGAUCAUGACUCAGUCCGUUCAGCUAGUUCACAGCUGGGUUGUCCAAUGCCUGAUGGACAUCCUAGAAUUUCAAGACAAGAGUCCCAAUGACCCAAGAGUUCUUGCUGAGUAGGUUUUUCAAUCUACACGCACCAUCUGUCAGAAUAUUAAAUAAGUAUUUUUAAACCGAACAAAACAGCAGGAUU